UACAUGUACAAACUAUACACGUAGGCGGGUUAUAAAUUUAUACACGCGGUUGUGGUUUGAGAGAGUUUAUAUUAUUUUUGCUCGCUCCGAAGGUUUAAGAAAUAACACUUCUGUGUUCUGUUAUAAAGGUCCAGAUUUAUUUGUUGAGUAAAUGGCUUAUCACAUCAAAUCAAAGAAGUCAGAGGUGAACUUGGAAUAUCUACCUAAGACAGCAACAAUCAAAGAUGGCACAGAAGUGGUGCUUGAUGUUUAUGAAGAGAAACAUGAGAAGGAAGUUCAUGAAAUUCUAAGAUACAUAGUGAACGAAGAAGGUGACAGUUAUCCACAGGAGGAUAUGACGUCAAUUGAGGAUUUCCGCGCAUAUUAUCUCACCCAUGACGUUUAUGUCUGUUUGGAUAAAGAAACGCAAGAAGUUCUUGGUGCAUUCUAUAUAAAACCCAACUUUCCAGGCAGGUGUUCCCAUAUAUGUAAUGCCGGAUUUAUUGUUAAGAAGGCAGCCCGGGGACGUGGUGUGGCAACAUUUAUGGUUGAAAAUUAUCUACAAAUUGCACGUGAUCUGGGAUACAGAGCUAGUUUUUUCAAUCUAGUUUUCGUGACGAAUGAGACCUCGAUAAGACUGUGGCGGAAGUUUGGAUUUACAGAAAUAGGAAGGGUGCCGAAUGCAGGAAAUUUGAAAGGCAAGGGAUAUACGGAUGCCCUACAAUUUUAUUACGAUCUCACAAAAUGACUUUUAUAUGGUUGAUCUACAAUGUAUAGCUUAAGGACCAGUUCUCAAGACAGGUGUCAUUAGUUUUGAAAUGAAUAAAUCAUCUUUAUUCAUUAAUUAUUAUGUCUCCCCCAGGAGACAUAUUGUUUUUGCCCUGUCCGUCCGUCCGUCCGUCCGUACGUCACACUUCAUUUCCGAGCAAUAACUGGAGAACCAUUUGACCUAGAACCUUCAAACUUCAUAGGGUUGUAGGGCUGCUGGAGUAGACGACCUCUAUUGUUUUAGGGUCACUCCGUCAAAGGUCAAGGUCACAGGGGCCUGAACAUUGAAAACCAUUUCCGAUCAAUAACUAGAGAACCACUUGACCCAGAAUGUUGAAACUUCAUAGAAUGAUUGGUCAUGAAGAGUAGAUGACCCCUAUUGAUUUUGGGGUCACUCCGUCAAAGGUCAAGGUCACAGGGGCCUGAACAUUGAAAACCCUUUCCAAUCAAUAACUAGAGAACUACUUGACCCAGAAUGUUGAAACUUCAUAGGAUGAUUGGUCAUGAAGUGUAGAUGACCCCUAUUGAUUUUGGGGUCACUCCGUCAAAGGUCAAGGUCACAGGGGCCUGAACAUUGAAAACCAUUUCCGAUCAAUAACUAGAGAACCACUUGACCCAGAAUGUUGAAACUUCAUAGAAUGAUUGAACAUGCAGAGUAGAUGACCCCUAUUGAUUUUGGGGUCAGUCUAUUAAAGGUCAAGGUCACAGUGGCCUGUUCAUGUAAAAUCUUUUUUUGGAAAUAACUUGAGAACCACUUGACCUACAAUGUUGAAACUUCAUAGGAUGAUUGGACAUGCAGAGUAGAUGACCCCUAUUUAUUUUGAGGUCACUUGAUCAAAGGUCAAGGUCACAGGAGCCUGAAAAGUGACUUGAGAACCACUAUGCCAAGAGUGUUGAAAUUUAGCGUGAUGACUGGACAUGCCAAGUAGAUGAUCACUAUUGCAGCCAACCAUCAGUGUCUCUUUGACUUUCGCUCCUGACCCCUAUUGACUUCUUUCCUAUAGGACUUUGCAUUGGGGGAGACAUGCGCUUUUUUACAAAAGCAUUUUCUAGUUUCAAAUAAAAAAAAAUAGAAAUAAAA
This is a messenger RNA of Mercenaria mercenaria, 1828 nucleotides long. RefSeq lists its product as uncharacterized. Lineage: Eukaryota; Metazoa; Mollusca; Bivalvia; Venerida; Veneridae. Gene Ontology annotation, molecular function: acyltransferase activity, transferring groups other than amino-acyl groups. The record is from RefSeq and is a predicted model, not a curated record. The transcript is spliced from 3 exons. Bases 152 to 727 code for a protein of 191 amino acids.